UAGCUAUGAAGUGCCGAUAAUGUUCCAUAAGAAAUGGAAUACUUGUCCUUCCGAUCUGCUUAAGUUGGGCAGAGUUACUUGUACUUGUGCCGGUGGGAGUUUGCAGAUACUUAGUGUAUAGUCGAGGUGCGUAAAAGAUGGCUCAGACACUACCAUUAUAAAAAGAAGAAAAAAACAAAAGGAAAAAGGAAAUGCAAUAAUUAGCCUUUCGAUCUGGUUAAGCCUUGGUGAGCAUAAGUAGCCAGUACUGGUAUUGGUAGGGGUAGAAGGAAUAGUUGAGGUGCGCUAAAACUGGCCCAGACACCCCUAUUAUAAAUUAAUUUUGUUUAAAUAAAAAGAAGGAAAAAGAAAUGGUUGUCCUUUCGAUCUGUCUAACCAAGUGGUGGGCAGAGUUACCUGGUACUAAAAGAAAUGGUUGUCCUUCCGAUCUCUCUAAGCCUUGGCAGGCAGAGUUACCUGGUACUAUGCUGGUAGGAGUUAGCAGGUACCUGGUGGAAUAUCGAGGUGUGCAAAAGUUGGCUUAGACACCCACCAUUAUUUUUUUAAAAAAAAAAUCAAAAGGAAAAGAAAUGGAAUGGUUGUCAUUUUAUGCUUAUUUAUCUACAAUUGCAAUAAAUUCAUAACCUUCAAAUUGUUUAGCAGAUCCUCCUAAUUUCAAUUUAUAGCCAUUGGAAGACUUUUACAUGGCUUCUCACUGUUGCGCUUCUUGUUUUUCUCUUCUUUAAUGUGGUGUUUAUGCUUCUCUGAGCCGAGGGUCUAUUGGAAACAACCUCUCUAUCUCCACAAGGUAGGGUAAGCUUUUAUGUUAUCGUUAUAAUCGAAGAUUAGCACUAAGAGCUUCUGAUAACCACUCUGAAUCAGUGGUUUCCGCUAAAGGAGAUGGGUAUAUACCUGAGUACUCCGAAAACGGAGAAAUUUUCAGAAGAUGGUGAGAAUGUUAAGGUUAGAUAUGGUUUAUCAUCAAUGCAAGGAUGGCGAGCAACUAUGGAAGAUGCUCAUGCAGCAAUUACUGACUUGGAUGCUUCCACUUCCUUUUUUGGUGUCUAUGAUGGUCAUGGAGGUAAAGUUGUUGCUAAAUUUUGUGCCAAGUAUCUACAUCAGCAAGUGCUGAAGCAUGAAGCAUAUCUGCAAGGAGAUAUUGGAACUUCAGUCCAGAAAGCCUUUUUCAGAAUGGAUGAGAUGAUGCGUGGUCAGAGAGGAUGGAGGGAGCUGGCUGCGUUAGGGGAUAGAUUAAACAAGUUUACGGGUAUGAUAGAGGGUCUUAUAUGGUCUCCAAGAAAUGGUGAUGGAAACGGCAAUACUGAUGAUUGGGCCUUUGAGGAGGGGCCUCACUCUGAUUUUCCUGGACCAACUUCUGGAAGUACGGCUUGUGUUGCAAUCAUUAGAGAGAACCAAGUCACUGUUGCGAAUGCUGGUGAUUCUCGUUGUGUGAUUUCACGUAAGGGCCAGGCGUAUAAUCUAUCAAGGGAUCACAAACCUGAUCUUGAGAUUGAAAGAGAGAGGAUCCUGAAAGCAGGUGGUUUCAUCCACGCAGGACGUGUUAAUGGUAGCUUAAAUCUUGCAAGAGCUAUAGGUGACAUGGAAUUCAAGCAGAAUAAGUUUUUGCCAGCUGAGAAGCAAGUUGUUACAGCCGAUCCAGACAUAAAUAUUGUUGAACUAUGCGAUGAUGAUGAUUUUAUUGUGCUAGCCUGUGAUGGUGUGUGGGACUGCAUGUCGAGCCAGCAAUUAGUGGACUUUAUACAUGAGCAGCUGAACUCGGAAUCCAAGCUUUCAGUGGUAUGUGAAAGAGUUCUUGAUCGGUGUUUGGCACCUACUGCUGGAGGUGAAGGAUGCGAUAAUAUGACCAUGAUUUUAGUACAACUCAAAAAACCUAUUCUCUCCGGGGCUUCUCCACGUGAUGAACCAUCGGCUUCUCCAGGCGAACCAUCGGCUUCUCCAUGUGAUGAACCAUUGGCUUCUCCAGGUGAUGAGCUGUCAGCUUCGAGUGAGAAACUCCCUGCUUCAGAUGAUGUAAGUGCUGAAUCAAAACCAGCAGCAGAGUGUGGAUCAAGUUCAUAGUCACAGAUAUCCUUUGUUGAGUCUGAUACUUCCUUCUCAAAGUCUAAUCUGCAGUUGUAAAUGAUUGUUUUUUAGCUAUGAGGAUCAACUACUGAAAAUUUUACACUCAUUUGCUGCUGGUUGUAUAUGUUUUUUGUAUUGUACUAUAACUCUGUGGAUGACAUAUAUAGAUGACUUGACCAGAUGUCCAGAUGUCUGACAUGAAAACUAAAAACUGAACAAUUUGUUAUCCAAAUUGAUUACAUCCUU
This is a messenger RNA of Nicotiana tabacum (common tobacco), 2307 nucleotides long. Its product is annotated as putative protein phosphatase 2C 60. Gene Ontology annotation, molecular function: protein serine/threonine phosphatase activity; cation binding. Lineage: Eukaryota; Viridiplantae; Streptophyta; Magnoliopsida; Solanales; Solanaceae. Gene Ontology annotation, biological process: protein dephosphorylation. The record is from RefSeq and is a predicted model, not a curated record.